AUGAUCUCAGGGUACUUGGACAUGAUACCAACUUCCCGCGGUCUUCCCUCUAUAUCGGAGUAUCUUGCAUUCUUUACUUCUUGUUUCCUUGUCGUUUACGCCCCUUACGCUUCAGCAGGCAAUACUGGAAGCUCACUCUCUGCGAUAGACAAUCUUAAUCUAAUCGACGUUGGAAGUUCAUCACCUGCUGCGGCCAAUGCUGAUGAUGCAAGCUUAUCCUCCUCUCAAACUGACAACCUCGAUCCAGCCAAUGCCGACCCAACCAAUAACAUAACGUGUGUCGGAGACAAAUAUGACUUGGACUUACCCAUCAGCGCGGGCUUCAACCCCAACACCGUCAGCAUGCAGCAGCUUUGCGCCAAGACGCAGUUCGGCGGUGGUCCACCCGGCCAACAUGUCGGUGGCUGGAUGCCAAUGGGGCCGCUAUUCCAACCAAGUGGUUUUCGACCUAAGCGCGGCCGCACAAAUCAAUCCGGUUCUGGCGAACCCCCGCAUCAUCCGAGAGCAGUCCCGAAUACAAACGUCUGGGAGUCUGAUCAGACGUACGAGCUGCAGGUCGAGAUAGUCGAUGAUUUUGACGUGGCUUGGACCACGAAUUUGGGAUCGGCGGAGCCUGGCAGCACGGUCGAUGCACCGCAGAUUUCGCACAAGGGAACAGCUGGUACGAGCGAUGUCCAAGUCUACGAACUACAGACUCUGAGCCAGCUGGCUUAUACCGAGGACAAAUUCAACACUCACCCUCGCUUCACUUAUUCAAGCAUGAAUGCCGAAAAUGAGAUUGAAUGCCAUGGUACCCUGCCCAGAUUUCCGUUCCCCUCGCCUUACCGGGUUUCCGACUUCAGCACCUUGCAGGAGCUGUGCGCAGUGCAAUUCUCCGGCGGCAACAGGUUAGUGCUCCACUCCCUCACGCCCACAUGA
Molecule: messenger RNA, 918 nt
Organism: Letharia columbiana
Lineage: Eukaryota; Fungi; Ascomycota; Lecanoromycetes; Lecanorales; Parmeliaceae
Exons: 2
Coding region: 1-918 (305 amino acids)
Source: RefSeq, a predicted model, not a curated record